Molecule: messenger RNA, 2537 nt
Organism: Chelmon rostratus (copperband butterflyfish)
Lineage: Eukaryota; Metazoa; Chordata; Actinopteri; Chaetodontiformes; Chaetodontidae
Gene: c19h2orf42
Product: chromosome 19 C2orf42 homolog
Exons: 8
Coding region: 141-2057 (638 amino acids)
Cellular component (GO): nucleus
Source: RefSeq, a predicted model, not a curated record
GGAAUGGCGACGGUCGAGACGGUUUUGGAGGACAGAGCAGAGCUGGAUUUGACCAAACAGAAGCGGAUCACAGACAUACAUUUCCUUUUUCCUCUUUGAAGAUUUCCAGCUAAACUGUCAAUGAUAGAGAGUCCCCCAACAUGGAAGCUGAAGUGACAGUGUCCUCCUCACCGAGCGUGGUGUCAUCCUCCAUCCCACAGACCUCAACUGCCCAGACCCACCUGGCAGCAAAGCAGAGAGACAGCAGGAAGACCACAUCCACGACUCCCGCCUUCCUCUCCAACCUGGGCAGGGCCACCCUGCGGGGCAUUCGCAAGUGCCCGCAGUGUGGCGUCUACAACGGCACCCGCGGGCUCAGCUGCAAGAACAAGGCCUGCGGGAUCUCCCUCAGAAAUGCAGCAGCGGUGGGCAGGAACAACAAGAAAUGUGCAGUGGAGGUGGUGAAAGUGAUAAUAGACAGCGAGGAGAGAGGAGGAGUCCUGGUCGGUGGCUCAGGUGGAGGCGUGCAGGUGUUUUCAGUGUGUCACAGAGGAAGAGGAGCCACAGCUACGCAGUUGGGCUUUGUUGAACUUGUCCCCACCGAUACUGCUAUCGCGACAGGCGAUGGAGCCACCCUGCUAACCCGCAUCAACCUGGGGCGUUGCUUCAUGCCGUCUUGCAGGCAUGGUCAAAGGUCAAACCAGGCCGAGUCAGAAUCUGGAGUUACCAGUUCCAAACAGCCGUCCGAUAGCCUCUGCAUCCACAUUAAGCAAGCCAUAGAGGGUCACAGCCGUGCAACCCCGCUGACCUUGAAGAGCUCCGUCUUGGAGGGGUUGCAGGCCUCCAUCCAAGCCAGAGAAGAGCUGUGGAGGCUGGCCACAGAGUCUCCGGGACCGCUGGUGCAGCGCGUCGCAAAAGACACCCUGGUGGUGAAGUGCCACACAGAUUCCCAGCAUCCUCUGGGGCUGCUGCACCUCACGGUCGGUGCAGGCGGACUGUCCGAAGUUGCAAAGAGUGAGAGAAGGAGCAGAGAGCAGCAGCAUGCCGUUUUCCACUGUGCCUGUCAGCAGAGCAGCAGGAGGAGUAAAGCUGGCGUUGAUGGAGCGGGUGGAUCCGCCAACUCUCAUCCUCCUCCCAGCUCAUCACAACCCUGUCUUCACUUCUACGCCUGCGUGUGUGCCUUUGCAAGCGAUGAGAAACUGGCCGCAGAGUUCGCUGCUUUCAUCAGCUACACCCCCAGCGGCGUGCAGCAGAACGCCACCAGCAGAGUAAUUAGUCCCAGUGAGAAGCCUCUGCAACAGGCCGAAUCACUCAACUCUCAUCCUAAAUCAAAGAAACUUCGCCUGGAUGAAUCUCUCUCAGGGAGUACCCAGGUUGCGGAUGAGCGUACAGUGACGAUGGGCUUCCACCAGUGGCUGGCCGGUGUCACAGAGAGGAUCCACCAGGCGAUGCACUACCAGUUUGACGGGAAACCACAGCCUCUGGUGUACCAUGUUCCUCAGGAGUUCUUUAAUGCUCUGCAGCAUCGUCUGUCGCUGGGCUCCAAGAAGAAGAGGCUGCCUAACUUCACAACAGCCUUUGUGAGAAAUGAUGGACUUCAUGUCGGCCCUUUCUCCAAGUACACCUGGCACAUCACCAAUGUCAUGCAGGUCAAACGCAUCUUUGACACCCCAGAGCUGCCUCUGGAGCUCUCUCAGAGUUUUGUGAAGAACGUCGAUGGCUCCUUCUCGCGUUUCCGCUGCCCCGAGCCUCCGCCUGAACCAGAGCCACCAGAGGGACACAGGACAGAGCGACCACAGGCGAUCCGGCCCAUGGAGCUCCGCACGUUCCUCAAAGUCGGGGCAGGCUCGACAGACCAGAAGGAGGCCAGUCCGUUUGUGAUCGAGUGGAUCCCGGACGUUCUCCCUCGCUGUCAGAUGGGAGAGCUCAGGAUCAGCUUCGAGUUCGGCCACCAGCAGAGCGGUCAGCCGGAGCACUGUGAGAAGGCGGCUGUGGCGGAGAAAGGAGUUCGUGCCAAGUCGGAUUCAGGCCAAUCCAAACUCACAAAGGCUGUCGAAAUCCUUCAGGUGGUCGUGUGACGGCCCAGUCAUCGUUUGUCACGUCAGGUAUCGAUUAUUAAGACUCACUAACAGUAUGUGACUUACACAUAUAACCAUAUUAACUUAUACAAGGUGUGAAUAAUCAAUUGCCGUAUAAAUUACACAGCAUAAUUUUGAUCAACAGUAUUUUUAGAUGGUCUAGUCUGUAGUGAAGCGCUCAUCAGAAUGCCUUUUCAUUAAUGAGUAGUAUAGUAGGAACAUAUAUUUUUGUAAAAAUAUCUAUUUUUUAAUCCUAUAACCUAAACAUUUUGACUCAAGAUGGAUCAAACAACCAGUAAGAAUGUGUUUCAAGCUAAAUAAAAACUUUUUAUCAAUUUGAUAAAGCUUUCUUAAAAUUGGUCACCAGACUGGUAAAUGUGACAGUUCCUGUUGGAAAAGACACAAACACUUUAUCCGGUUUCCUAACUUUCAAUGUGUUCAAACUCUCAAAGACGGAUUUUUGCCUUGUUUGUUCUGCAA